UCUCUGCGAUAAAUUAAACUAGACUCAUAUAAAUAUUCCAAAGCUCCGCUUUUGACAAAUGUGCUGUUCUACCGUUUUACAGCAUCGUCUGUCUCUUUUAUACUCGAUCCUCAUGAUGAUCAAUUAUAUAUUUUCUCUCUGAUAUUCUCCCAUUUUCUCUCUGAUAUUCUCCCAUUUUCUCUGUCAUGUCGGCUUUCUCUUCCUAGGGAAUUAAGAAGGCUGCAAAAAGUAAAUCAAGAGAUAUGGGAAGAGCUCCUUGUUGUUCUAAAGUUGGAUUGCAUAGAGGACCAUGGACUCCCAGGGAAGACGCAUUGCUCAUGAAGUACAUCAAAGCUCAUGGAGAAGGCAAUUGGAGAUCACUCCCCAAAAAAGCAGGGCUGCUUCGAUGUGGGAAGAGUUGCAGAUUGAGAUGGAUGAACUAUUUGAGACCAGAUAUCAAGAGAGGGAAUAUCACUCCGGACGAGGAUGACUUAAUCAUCAGGUUGCAUUCACUCCUCGGUAACCGUUGGUCUCUCAUCGCCGGUAGGCUUCCUGGUCGGACGGAUAAUGAGAUAAAGAACUACUGGAACACCCAUCUCAGCAAAAAGCUAAUUAGCCAAGGAACCGAUCCGAUUACUCAUAAGAAACUAGCGGAGGCAGUACAGCAAGAAGUGGAGAAGAGAUUAGCCAGAAACACCAACACUAACAACAAGAAGGAGAACGAGAAUAACACAGCCAAAGUGGAACUGGAAAAACCGAAGGUCCAUCUUCCAAAGCCCGUUAGGGUUGCUUCUUUCUCUUUACCUCGAAACCAUAGUUUCGAAAGCAACACCUCAAGUGCUGCGUCCUCCAAUCACGGCGGAGGAGAGGGUGGAAUAGGUACGGAGGACGUUGUCCAAGUUCCUUGGUCUGACGAUGUCGUCGUAGUAAAAGAUGACGGCCACGGUGAAGCCGCCGGUUUUCUUGACGGAUAUAAUGAUCAUGAUGAUGAUCAUCAGUUAGUAGUCAACGGCUCAGAUUUGGAGUGCCAGUCAAAUAUAUUGCCUACGGGCGAUGGGUCCCUAGAGAAGCUUUACGAAGAAUACUUGCAGCUUCUGAAGACGAACGAGGAUCAAGCGCAGUUGGACUCCUUUGCGCAAUCAUUAUUGGUCUAAUGAAAUGGGAAAGGGAGAGUACAUAUAUUUUCCGAUUAAUGUGUGUGCGUGUCAGAUGUUGAGGUUAAUUUCUCCAAUAAAGUGCUUGAAUCUUG
Molecule: messenger RNA, 1228 nt
Organism: Rubroshorea leprosula
Lineage: Eukaryota; Viridiplantae; Streptophyta; Magnoliopsida; Malvales; Dipterocarpaceae
Source: the annotation of a GenBank genome assembly